This is a messenger RNA of Mesocestoides corti, 2361 nucleotides long. NCBI's taxonomy places the organism in Eukaryota, Metazoa, Platyhelminthes, Cestoda, Cyclophyllidea, Mesocestoididae. The record is from the annotation of a GenBank genome assembly.
AUGUGGCCUUACCCCAUGUGGCCGCAAUGGCCCCAGACAAUGCCUGGGACUAUUGAAGAGACUAAUCAUUGGGCUCAGCUUGCACGCCAGUGGGCUGCGGCUAAUACCAACCAGCAGCAACACUUUUGGCAACAGCAAGCCCCCCCGCCUCCACCUCCUCCCCCUCCUCCUCCGCCGCCGCCACCGCCGAGAUCCCAUGAUGCUGAUCCGCCCGCCACCAUGGGCGAGGAUCAGGACGACCGGGUUGCCCCAGCACCCCCACCUCCUCCUCCACCUCCUUCCGAUGAUGGUGAUAAGCACCACGAUCAAGACGAGCGUGGUCCGGUCCACCCUGCCUCGUUACCUCCCCAGGAUUAUCGAAGCUUUCCGCAAGAAAACAUCGAUUCUGAUUACCGCCCCUCCCUACCUAGUGGCUCCGCAUUUAAGAACGCAACCGGUGGUGGUGGGGGAUACAUUGGACCCCCUCCUUGGUCGGAUGAUCCGCCUCCCGAGUUCCCUCCUGCAUACUAUCCGCCCACUGAGAGGUCCUACUCAGAGCGUGCUUCGGUGUUGCCCCCUCAUCGCGACUAUCAUCAUCCCCACUACAAUCAACCACCCCCGUGCACCGAUUACCCUCGACCACCGCCCCCAGCGCCCUACUCAAACAAGAACUUCAUCGUCUACGACGCUAACGGAGACUUCAGUGAGAUGCCACCAGAUCAGGAGUGGAGCUACCAUCACAGGUCAUCGGGCGAUUUCGGAAUGCCGCCACCACCAGCACCCCCGCCGCCGCCGACGGCUUCCGUGGCGCUUUUUCCCACCGGCGACUGUCCACGCGCCCACUUCUCUCGCCACCACCCGCCACCGCGUCGACACCUCCCCCCGCCUCCCGCCUCCUCCAUCCCCGAGCACGUGAUGCCCGCAUUCCACGAGGCGGCAGCCAGCACCGGGGUUUGGCCGCCCAAGGAGAGCGCCACGUCUGCCGCGGCGCGUCGCAAGACUCUGCCCGCGUGGCUGCGCGACGAACUCGAACGCCUGGAGCGACAAAAGCGGAAGCAACAGCAGAAGCUGGAGGCUGAGGACGCCUUCAAAGAGCUUCAAGGCGGUGGCAGUCCAUACACCGGGAAGGAGAUCCGACGCGAUGCCGACGGAGCAGUCGUGAUGGAGGAAGAGGGAGAUGAUGACGAAGAUGACGGGGAUAAUUUAGGUAAAGUUAAAGCCAAAAGUCCAUCGCCUCGUGGCGACGUCUUCCCUCUUAGUGGUUCGCCAUCACGGCCACCUCUUCCAAACCGCUCGACUGCUGGACCGCUGAACGCGGAAGAGCCCGAAACCAUCACAGAGGCCGAGUACCUCGCGGUCUGUGCACGCCUUCCUGAGUCUGUCCGAUUUAACGAAUUGAAUCGAUGUAUUACCCGGGUGCUGACAGACGUCCUGCUUGACGUGACAACGGCCUAUGUUCUCGACGUCGCCGAGGAAUCGUACCAUGAGGCUAGCGACACCGUAGCUUCUUCUAUUCCUAUGAAGCCGUCCAUUGACGACGACGACGCCUCCAACACUGAAUCGAGCAGUGACAACGAAGGUGCUAGUGCCGCCGUUCUGGGUCUGGAUGCCUACGCCAGCGACAGCGAUUCCGAAACCGCCGACGUGGACCCCAAACCCGUCCGGGAAGGGGAAAAGCAGGAGACAAACAAGGAGCCUGCGGUUAAGUCCCCCGACAAAAUGGAUCCGGUAAAAAGUAAGGGGGAAGAGAAGGCUCUAGAAGCGGGCGCCAAAGAAGACCCCAAUAAAGCGUGGAAAACUGUUCCACCACCAUUGUCGUCGUCUCCUUCCCCUCCAAAUCCUUCCCCGCCAGAUACUAAGCGUGAAUGCAAACCGACAGAAAACAAAGAUAAACGCUCGUCUGAGAAACGGUCCUCGUACAGGCCCAAGUCAUCGGAUAGGAAGGCUGUCGAUAGCAAAGAUGACGAUGGAAAAUUGGCAAAGGGCAGCCGAGAACGCCUCUCGCCAGAGCGAAGCCGGAGUUCCCUGAAGCAUGCUAAAGCAGACAGCGACAAGCCAACAACCAGUCGUAGUCGGAAUCGCGAGCGUGAGCGCAGGCAUUCGAAAAGCCGCAGUCGUCAAAGCCGAGGAGAACGUCGACGCUCGAGUAGCCGCCGUCAUCGUCGUCGUCGUUCUAGCAGCAGCAGCAGGAACCGUUCGAAGUCGACGUCGUCGACACCGUCGAUCCUCCUCCUCCACCUCACCAUCCUCUUCCACGACCUCCUCUUCCUCCCGCGUGCGCUCAAAAAGGCAACGGCGCAAGUUUGGCCACUAUCUCUAACUUCCGGCGUCGCUCGUGUAAAUGCCCAUCGCCUGUAUUUCAACAUCUGCUACACAUCCUGA